AACAACAUGUACCAAAUGUUAUUUAGCAUUUAUACCAAAUAUGAAAGGCUGCAAUGAAUGUUACAAAUUAUAAAAUAAUGAACCACCUUAAUGUGUUUAUUAAAACAUGGUUAUCGAUUAUUACUUUUUAUCGGUAAGCUGUUAUGAGAAAUAAGGCGGGAAAUUUGCUGAUUGUGCGGAAAAUAUUAGUAAACAUAUCAAUGUGUUUGAGAGUUUUAAAUAAGAAAGUUUGACAAUAAAUCAGGAAUUAUAAGGGGAAUUUGUCAAUAAAAUGGAGAAAACUCUGGUUGACGAAAGCAGUGAUAGUAACAUUGCAUGCUCAAGUAAUUUUAAGGAGAUAGAAGGUGUUGAUCCUAGCAAUGAAACUAAUGUGGACCAAAAUAAAAUUUUUGAAAUGGGUGAUGGAACGUACAAAGUGGAAGAAGAUAAUAUUGCCCAUCCAGAACAGGCUGAAAAGCUAUCGAAACCAACUGAUAAGCAAGCCAUACAAAGUCAACAACAGCGUUUACAAAGAGAAGCUCAGUUUAGCAUUCCGUACCACAAGCCAAAGAAAUAUACGUUGAAGGAAUUUCUUAGUCGGCGUACUAUUAUCAAACCAUGUGAACCCACCAAAGAGAACGGGUUUUCGGAAGCAUUUGGGAGAGCAAAAAAUUUAAAAAUGUCCAAAGAAGAAUUAGAAAUUUAUUCAAAAUUAAUGGAAGAUAGAGCCAAAGAAGCAUCUGAAUUUUUCAAAGAUGAUAGCACGGAUGGAUCAACACAAAAAGGCGGUGAAUGUGGUGAAACAGUUUCUAUUAGAGUAGUUGUAUCCAAUAAGCAAGAAAGCCGGGCUGAAGCCAAUACUAUUCCACAAAAACUCCACGGAACAAAUGAAAAUGUUUCGAAUGUUGUAAUUACGGAAAUUGUAGAGCUUCCAAAAUUGAAUCUGAAUGAUAUAGCUAAGGAAUUAAAUUUAAAAAAUAUCAUAAAUCAAACUUUGCUGCCCAAAGAAAGGUCAGAAUUUCCAUUGAAAUCAAACUCAAAUGUUUCUCAACUAUUAAAGGCUAGUCCCACAUUAAAAGGAAAGCAGGAUAUAACAUUCGAUUUGAUAUCGAUCGAAAAUGAUACCCCUAAAACAAUUAGCAGAGCUAAUAGUUUGCUGGAAAGACUUAUGAAAACGAACACCUGUCAUAAACCUAAAACUAAUGAAACUAUUGGGAUAAACAGGCCGAAAUGUAAAACAAAUGCUCUAAAUGAUGAAGUUGAAACUUAUUCGAAUAAAAAACCUGGAGAAUCAUUUUUAAAAUUGAAAGACAACCUGAAGUCCAUCAUCGUGGAAAAGCGUAGACAAGAACUAAUGAAAAAACAAAUGGAGGAAAAUAGUAUGAAGAAUGCUAUUGAUGACCCUAAAUACUUGGAAGAUUCUAUAGAGUGCGAGGAUAAACUAUCGCUGGGUAGCUCUGACAACUCUGAAUCUGAGACCGACGGAGAAUCUGUAAAUGAAGAGUAUUCUGAGGAUGAUGAUAAAGAUGUUCCAGUUGAGAGAAACCAAACAUCUAGCUGGGAUUCUAAACCGUCAAACGGCACCUUGCGAUUAGAACUUUACUCUGAUGAUUCCAAUGAAUCGCAACAUUUUAAUCCAUCAGCCAUUAGUCAAGUACCCGCAACACAGAUAUGUAAUCCAGAUGAGGAAGCAGAUCAAUUAAUAAAUUUAUGUUCUGGUACUUUUGAAACGCAACCGACCAAUGCACAAAAUCUAACUAUCUACAAUGAAAUCCUAUCAUCAAGUGGAGAAAAUUCUUCACGUUCAAGUGGUGAAAACAUACGAACUAAAAAGUUAACAAAAAAAAUAAAAAAAUCGAAAAUGAAAUUGGGGUUUUCGGACGAUGAAGCUGAUGAGUCCGACGAGCCUGACACAAAUGUAGUCACAAGCGAAAAUAAUUUAUCAAUUGAUGACGAACCUGCUACUUAUAUUGAUUAUGACUCGGAAGAAAAUGAAAUAACGGUGGAAUUGACCAAGCAAGACUACUUAAAGAAAGCUGAAAUCUUUUUCGAAAGGGAGGCAGAACUAUCUGACUCCGAAUGGGGCAGUGCAGAUGAAGACGAAAAAAAUUUGGAUCAAUACGAGAAUGAAUUAGGUGACGAAGAUGUAUUCGAUAAAGAGGAAAUAAGAGAUGAACUGGGAAAAAUACACGCGCGUAAAAUGUUAGAUGAGGAUUUGCGGCAAGUACAUAAAUUGCAAGAAAUUCUAUUUGAAGAUGAAGACGAAGCUGCUCAACGACAGCGUAAAUUUCGGUGGAAAAAUUUUGACAAUUCGUUCAACCUUGAAAUUAAUCAAAAUAAUAUCACAGAAACAAAACCUGAAGAAGGCAGUGAUGAUGAAAACGAGCAUUUAUGGAGAAAAAUACGUUUUGAACGCGAACAGGCAAUAAAGAAUCAUUCUUUAAAUGAAAAUAUCUUAGAAGCGAGCACCUCCGUUAUUACACCCAAAAUAAAUGAUAUUAGAAAUGUUACAAGGGUAAAUAUGUCGAAGUCCAUCGUCGAUGGGUCUGAAGAAAAAGAGAAGAGUCCAUUUUUGAUAUCGAAAGAAUUUAUCAAAUCUGAAAGCGCUAAAGCUCGAAGCUCAUUUUUACUAAGGAAUAAAAAGGUUUUAACAAAAACAAUUUGUUCGGUUAAAAGCAGUAGCAUCGAUGUAAACACAUCACCAGACAAAAUUGGAGUUAAGACGAUAAAUUCUAACAAAUUUGUUUUUACUACGUUGACUUUUGAAGAACAUGAGACUUUAAAAAGGAAGGCCGAUGAAACGAGUGGAGGUAUUGAUACCAAAAUUGUAAAGAGGGCUAAAAACGAAAUAAAAAAGGGAGAAUAUUUAAUAGAUAAAUUAUUGUAAAUUAUAUUUUUGUCCAUGAAAUUAUUUAUACUUGAACUUAAUUUAAGGAAAUACAUGCAAUAAUGAGCUAUAGGCAUUAA
This is a messenger RNA of Bactrocera oleae (olive fruit fly), 2946 nucleotides long. It is a transcript of the gene Claspin, whose product is annotated as claspin. Lineage: Eukaryota; Metazoa; Arthropoda; Insecta; Diptera; Tephritidae. Gene Ontology annotation, molecular function: anaphase-promoting complex binding. Gene Ontology annotation, biological process: mitotic G2 DNA damage checkpoint signaling; activation of protein kinase activity; mitotic DNA replication checkpoint signaling. The record is from RefSeq and is a predicted model, not a curated record.